This is a messenger RNA of Sesamum indicum (sesame), 1916 nucleotides long. RefSeq lists its product as uncharacterized. The record is from RefSeq and is a predicted model, not a curated record. NCBI's taxonomy places the organism in Eukaryota, Viridiplantae, Streptophyta, Magnoliopsida, Lamiales, Pedaliaceae.
CGUCUGAGCUGGCAUUGAUGCAAUCCCACUCGGCGAUCCACCACCAAGCGCGCAAUCAUUUUCUCGCUCCAUCUUCCUAUUCCCUCACCCCUUCAUCCAACUGUACGUCUACCAAAUCCUCAUUUUCCUCCAAUAAUUUCAAAACUUGCAGUUGAACCAGUUCGACAACUUUGAGCUCUGGCGACGAUGAGCAGCGGGGGGAGAUUUUAUUGGGUGCGGAAUCCUGGAGAAGAAUUCAAAGCCAAGGGAAUAGUCGUGGUUUUCGCCUGGGUUUCGGUCAGCGAUGUUCAAUUGAAAGAUUUCAUCGGUCUCUACUCUUAUCUCGGAUGGAAUUCUCUUGUUUGCCGCUCCGAUUAUCUGAAUCCAUUCAUUCCAGAGAGAGCUACAACACUGGCAUUUUCUGUCCUUAAUGAGCUUGUCAAGGAGCUUAGAUGUGGACCAUCGCCUGUAGUUUUUGCAGCCUUUUCUGGUGGUUGUAAAGCUUGUAUGUAUAAGGUUCUCCAGAUUAUUGAAGGAUGUUCUGAAGUGGAGCUUAGUCUGGAGGACAGUAGAUUGGUCGCAAGCUGCAUCUCAGGCCAGAUCUAUGAUUCUGAUCCUGUAGAAUUUACUACUGACUUGGGUGCUCGGUUUGCUUUACAUCCCUCCAUACUCAAAGUUCCUGGUUCAGCUAAGCUAGUAUCAUUAUUUGCAAAAGGUGUUACGUCAAGCUUGGAUGCUCUAUUUAUCACCAGGUUUGGAUCUCAACGUGCAGAUUACUGGCGAACACUUUAUUCCUCAAUUGGUUUGCGUGCCCCCUUUCUCAUUUUAUGCUCAGAAAACGAUGAUGUUGCUCCAGUUUCAACUCUGUGUAACUUUGCCCAGCGUAUACGGGAAUUGGGGGGUAAUGUCAAAGUUGUGAAGUGGAGUACCACUGCCCAUCUAGGUCAUUACAAACAUCAAUCAAUACAGUAUAUGACUGCUAUAACUGAGUUGCUUCAGCAGGCAGUGUCGAUUUUCUCUGAGAAAAUUCAGAAACUAGAGAAAAAGUCUCGUAUGGAUGAUAUGCAUGACGAAAUAUCUGAACUGAUAUGUGACCUCCAGAAUGCAGCAGUCCACUCAAAUCAGAGCUUCAGAAGGGUUGCAGUUGGGCCAAAUGACCACUUCUUCCUGCCAAGUUCAUCGGAGUAUCAAGACAGAAAAGAGUUUGGGUCUGUACCAGAGGACCGCAAAGAGAGGUCACCCCAUCGUCCAAGCCCUUGUAUGAGCGCAAAUAGUGUUCUUGGCCAAAUACUUUUUGACGUAUGUGUUCCAAAGAACGUUGAAGGUUGGGACAUUAAAUUCUCAGGUUCCUUGAACGGAGAGCCAUUUGCUUCUGUGCGUAGGAGGUCCCCUUUUGGUGGCAUUAAACACAGAUCAAGAUUAUGAGAGUUUUUGAGGUAUCUGAUGUGGGGUUCACUUUCAGAUUCUUGGAUUUAAGUAGCAUAUCAUUUGCAGAGUGAAUCUGCACAAAACUAAGCUGGAAAUUUGUCUACUGAAAUCCUGAGAGGGGUGGAGGAUAAUGGCCUCCAACCACACGCCACGUGAUUUUCAUGGAGUUGCAGAUAACAUAGUUUACUGCAACUCUUGCGCUGAUGCCACGAAAUGUAUGGUACUUAAAGCAGAUCGAAAUGAGGAACACAGAGUUCAUAUGUAAAGAUAGCCCUGUAGUACAUUAAGCGCCUCCUUACCUGUGAAAUCACUCGCUACCUUGCUGAUCUCAGUUGUGCUGAUAACGGGAUGACGUCUGGCGAAUAAUAGGAACAGGUCGAGAAAGUUAUCUCCAUAUUCUCUUUGCUUAGAAUGUUGUAUAUAUACUGGCAGAUUUGUAUAUGUUAAUAUAUACAAAUCCAACAGCUGUAAAAUGCUUUGGUAAUAAGUAAAAAUAAAAGUUUACGACC